AUGGCUAUUAAGCACUCUCUUCAGCUGUUAGGGAUGCUUGUCUUCCUUAUAAGCUUGUUAGCUCUUACUAAGCCAGCCUUAAUGGAAGAUUGUGAUGAUUACAUCCCAAAUGAUUUUAACAAUAAUUACUUUCCAAAAGACUUCAUUUUUGGGAUAGCCACUUCUACUUAUCAGCUAGAUAAACAACUAAUGCAACAAGUAGAUGAAUUCUUAGUGUUUCUUUUUAUGGUAUUCAGAUCAAAGGUUCAGCAAACAUAUUGGGCAAAUGAAGUGUCUGGGACACAUUUACUCAUAAGCAUCCAGGAAGAUAUACAAAACGUCAAGGAAGAUUUUCGUGAAUAUUCAAGCCUUCUCUUUGAAAAAUUUGGUGACAAAGUAAAGUUUUGGAUGACUUUCAAUGAACCAUGGGCUCUUAGCAGAUUUGCAUACGAUGAUGGAGUUUUUGCCCCUGGUCGAUGCUCAUCUUGGAGAACUAAAAAUGUCAAUAAGAUUGGAAUAACACUUUUUACCUUUUGGUUUGAACCUCUCUCAAAUAAAAAAGCUGAUAUAGAAGCAUCCAGAACAACCCUUGAUUUUAUGUUUGGAUUGUGGAUGGAUCCUAUAACUUAUGGUCACUAUCCAGGGACUGUGCUUGAUUUAGUUGGUGAUAGAUUGCUUAAUUUUACUGAAGAUCAAGUUGAGAAGCUUAGAGGCUCGGUUGAUAAUGUUAACCUCAAAGGUUACUUUGCAUGGUCAUAUUUGGACAACUUCGAAUGGAAUCUUGGUUAUACUUCAAGCUUUGGACUGUACCAUGUAAACCGUGAUGACAUGACAAGAACCCGCAAGCAUUCAGCUGAUUGGUUUGAGAAAUUCCUGAACGUUCAAGAGAAGAAGAUCAUCCCUAUUACUUCAAGGAAUUACUCAAGGAAGGCUGGCAAAUUCCAAGUGAUGUAG
Hevea brasiliensis (rubber tree) is the source of this 933-nucleotide messenger RNA. RefSeq names its product beta-glucosidase 38-like. The transcript has 7 exons. The record is from RefSeq and is a predicted model, not a curated record. Gene Ontology annotation, biological process: carbohydrate metabolic process. Bases 1 to 933 code for a protein of 310 amino acids. NCBI's taxonomy places the organism in Eukaryota, Viridiplantae, Streptophyta, Magnoliopsida, Malpighiales, Euphorbiaceae. Gene Ontology annotation, molecular function: beta-glucosidase activity.